Messenger RNA from Purpureocillium takamizusanense, 4533 nucleotides. RefSeq lists its product as uncharacterized. Gene Ontology annotation, molecular function: zinc ion binding; DNA-binding transcription factor activity, RNA polymerase II-specific. The transcript has 2 exons. Bases 1018 to 3657 code for a protein of 879 amino acids. Gene Ontology annotation, biological process: regulation of DNA-templated transcription. NCBI's taxonomy places the organism in Eukaryota, Fungi, Ascomycota, Sordariomycetes, Hypocreales, Ophiocordycipitaceae. The record is from RefSeq and is a predicted model, not a curated record. Gene Ontology annotation, cellular component: nucleus.
GGCUGAACUUCUUCCUCCCCACUCCCUCUCCAACAACCAAGACCACGCUCACUUGAGGUGCAGAUGCGGUUGUGGUUGCAGUGCGGCCCACGCCACCCCAUCCAUCAUCAGCAAUCCAUCAGCAGCAUCCAGCGCCCAGCAUCCUCCUCCUCCUCCUCCUCCUCCACCAUGACCUGCAGCGACGACGCAGACACUUGCGCAGCCAGCCAGGCACACUGGCACACACACAGGCACCUUCACACUAGCACCACUGCGGGUACCGUUGCAACGGCCGUCCGACGAGGCAUGGCUCGGCCUUACGCGCGCUGAGUGAGAGCGACUGAGGGAUCGUGCUUGGUGACCACCACCACCGCCACGAGGCCCAGCCGCCUCUUGGCGCUCACGACGGCUCCAGCCAAGGCAAUGUAGCGCAGCGCGAGCCUUUGUUUGUCUGUCCUCGCCUGCCGCAUUCUCCCGCGUCCAGCGGAGCUCGAUCCCUUCCCUGGCGCUGCUCAAUCUGUUCUCCAAGGCUGCUCCCCCCCCUCGCUCGCCUAUGGUGCCGCCCGCCAUGGCUCGCUCUUCCUCUUCCCACCCCCGGGUGCUUCGUCGCCUUUCCCCGAGUAUACUGCAGAAAGGGUUGCAAGGGUUGCCCUCCCUCGUGGCCCUGUGCCAUUCCUCCCUCCUCCUACUAAGAAGGACCCGGGCGUGCAUGCGGCGUGGCACAGUGUCUGCCGUUCUGUGCUGUUCGCAACAACGCACCGCGCGCUGCCCUUCUUGUAUACAUAUGCCGCGGCCCCCAUCGAUCCGAUUGUUUCUUUACCUCUGCCAUUACAGGAAUUGGUCUUUUCAAUGCAAUACAAAGAGCGUCACUGAUAUUCGAGGUAUCUCGUUUGCCAUACGCGCUACAUUACUUCUCAAGGCGUUCACCAAAACCUGCUCCCUGUCGUUUGGAGCAAGUAAGGUCUUGGGCUGGCAUACUGCUCUUGCAGUAUCCCACUCGUACCUCACGCCGUGUAUCCGCAUCUUCACAUAUUCACGAUGGCCUCAAAACACCCUUUGAGACGGUCGUGCGCCUUCUGCCGAGCCCGAAAAAUCAAGUGCUCCAACGAGACUAUCUGCGAGGCGUGCCGGAGGCAAGGGGCAGACUGCAUCUACGACUUUGAGCCUCCCCGUCCCAAAGCUCGUAAUAUCAGCCAAGAUAGCUCUAGAUCAGACAUCGGUGGGCCUACCGGGCAAGCGAGCGUCAACAGACAGCGCUCAGCAACAAUAGGAUCACCGACCAGCAGCCCCGUCGGCAUCAUUUCCGAAGAGAUUACCCCUGUGGGUGAUGGCGAUAACGUGGCCCAGGCUCUUGAGCAAAAGUUUUACGAGAACUUCUCCACAGACGCUGGCCCUCGCUCCAACCCUUGGCAGGAGCGGAUAUCGACCUAUCACCGGUCCAUUCAAAACUCCGCGCCUGGCCGCAACGAGAGUCUUUCAGCAAAGUUCAACCCCAGGAAUGUCAAAUACACUGGCAUCCUCUCCCUCCUGACGCACGACCUGGUCGGGCUAGUCACGGAACAGUUCGGCUCCCUAGGUUGCCAUCACGUUGAGGAUGGUGGCGCGAGGUUCUUCUUGUGCGGUCUCAUUGGGGACGAAACACCGACCAUGUUCGACAAUGAUCCGUUGGGCGGCAACCCCCUUUCAGACUAUGGCCAGCGCCAACAGACACAGCUCAUUGACGUGUGGUUCUCGGUGCAUCCUCUGUCUUUCCUGGUCUCCAAGACGUUGCUGCUCCGGGAACUGCGAGACGGCACCCACGAUGAGAUCCUUUUGGCAACCAUGCUUGCGGACGCCAACUUCAGCAUCGGCGAUGAAGUCGCCGUCGCCCGUGGUCAUGUCCUACUCCGGUGGGCCAUCGCCCAACUUCGAAGCCGGUCUCUCCGGUCCAAUCAACCCUCUCCCAGCAACGGCGCAGCUGUGGACCCGAGUCGCAUGUACAGCGGUAUCUCAACCAGGAUAUUCAGCGGCAUUUCAACAGCCCAAGCUCUCAUGCUCCUGGGGUGGAAUUCUCUAUGCUCGUUUCAGAUCCGCCGGGCUACAUGCUACAUUGGCCUGGCUGGUAGUAUCGCCACCGAGAUAAAGGAACAAAUAUCAAGCACGGCUGCGCCACUGAUAUCCAGUCGCAUCAACGGUAUUGACGUCUUCGACGUGGAAAAAGAGGUUGUCGCUUACUUGUACUGGACUACCUAUUCGUUGAGCCUUUGGGCGUUCAUUCAGAUGGGCAACGGGCACUUCCCUGCCUUGCUGCCGACGUCGCUGACAUCCAUCUUCCUUCCGGUUACUGAGGCCUCAUCAGCCAUCAUUCAGCUGGAUCUGGUUUCAGAAAAUUUCAGCACACUUCAGAGACAAAAGGCGGUCAUCCGGGAGAUGUGGCCAUUGGCUCAUAUUGUGAGCGUCGUCGCUUAUAUUUUCGCCCUGUAUCCUCAAGACCCGGAUAACAUCGAGUCGCUAGCCACCCGUUCCUGGCAGGAAGCGCCGCUGCUGGCUUUGCAGAGGAUCCAGCAAGGCAAGCCGACUCAGGACAUUGCUUGCGUUUGCCGCGAGAUCAACAGAGUAUUGAUGGAGAGUAUCCACAUUCUCAACCGACAGGUGACCGAGGUGUCGUCAAGGAGUCUAGUUCUGCUCGUCUACCACACGAUGGCGAUUCACUUCCUCUUUCCCAUCAUGCCGCAAGGCAGCGUCGACGAACCCAUGACCCCCGAGGUGCUUGACAGAUUGUUGGGCUCAGCUCAGGAAAUUCUGCAUAUUUUUUCCCUCAUAUCCGAGCAGCCGCAGGACCUGUUCAGCAUCACUCCCUCACUUCGUUCGUCCUUCCCGGACGCCUUCUGCCUGGCCAUGGACACAUGCGCGCGGGCAAUUACCCUUGUUGAUAGGAAGAAGCGGACGGGCGGGCUCCUGGUGGAUCUGCCCACAAUGCACGCAUACGACGGGCGGAUGCAGCUGCUGGCAUCGAGACUAUACGCCACCUGCCAGAACGAGUUCCUCAACCAGGGUCGCUCACUGCGACAGGUGCGCAAGCACCUGCGAUCGUGCGUCAGAAUGUACGGAGGAGGUGGCUCCCGAUCCGGAUCUAGCUCGUCCAGCUCUGGGUCUUCAGGCAUGCCGUCACCCAUGCACCACCCCAGCCCGCCUCCCAUGAUGCAGGCGUCUUCUUCAUCCGACUCGGACACGAUGUCAACGGCCACGACUGCCGUUCUGGGCUCGUCAGCAUCGUCCUUUGUUUCACCCAGGGACACAACAGUGCCGCCAGCCUUACAACCCUCUCUGCCAUCGUCAGAGUCGUCGGGGCGCAGCAGCGGCUCAAACAACUCGUUCAGCCCCGUCGACGACCUGUACAAGCCCGAAUGGCACUCUCGAGAGGAACUCUUUCACACCGUCGUGGAUCCGAACACUCUAGGCACCGGCGGCGGCGGUCACCUCGGCGUGUCUGACUUAGUCGACAUGCAGAACGCCUGGUAUCCGCAGAUGCCCAACAUGAUAGACUUUGAUGUUGCUGGUCCCAUGGCGGGGGUGCAGUGGGACUGGCCCGAGGUUGGGGGCGGCGUGGACGCAACGACAUCGACGGCGGCCGCGGCAUCUGACAUGGAGUCGGUGUUGUAUUACUUUGAGAAUGGUCACAACAAGCCGCCCUGCUGAGCAGUCCUGCUCCCAGAAUUCUGCGACAGGGAUGAAUCCUGCCUGCACGUCCGGCUGGCGUCAGCACCAGCGCCGCUCAGAUGGGUGAUUCGCCGUUUGACAUGUUUUCUGUAUCGAGCAGAACUCGGAAUUCCUGUACCAUUUGCUUGGCAAAACAAGCCAGCGAAGACAUUCACCCUGCUCCGACUCGCGCCUCAGCAUUUUCUGAGCAAUUGGGCAGUUCGGACCCCUCGUAUACCCUGCCAGCCCGACGCACGACGCGCUGCUUUGCCAGGCACGCUCACACCGCGGCUUGCCUUGGGUGCCUUAUUAGUACUCGGGCCCCGCUGCGCCUGAUGACUGGGUCAGCCGGGCCCACGUCGGGGAGCCACGAUGUUGCAUCGCAGCAGGGAAACGGCGUCAGCCCAGGCGCGCGCAAGCCGUCUGCCACCCUGACGGUCCGCAGCAGCAGCAGCUCUCACCAACGAAAACCACGCAAUCCACAGCUGAGACACGCGACCACGACAGUUUAAAAAUAUACUGUUUGUCGUCGAUUGAUGCUAGUAUAUCUUCACCCCGUGUUCUGGAACACGCCUGCUUACCCGAGGGUGGACAUUUUCUGUCGCCGGUUGACAUUUCGGGCGCUUGAGCACUCGAGAGUCUUUUUGGGUAUGACGUACACCGGGGAGGAGGCGACUGUGGAGGGUAGAGGCUCGAUGCGCGGGGAGCGGGGAUGACACUGUGGUCCUGACCAGCAAGCAAAUUCGGCCUUUUGGUUCAUUCACUUCUGUGCAAUUGUGUUGAGAAUAGAAAAAGGCGGUAGUUACACGGAGUGGUAUUUCUCACGCAAUGUCAUGGGGCAGUGCGGGGCGGGGCGGUUUCCCGACUUUGUUCGAU